This is a messenger RNA of Pseudogymnoascus destructans, 801 nucleotides long. RefSeq names its product L-rhamnose-1-dehydrogenase (gene DHG2). Gene Ontology annotation, molecular function: oxidoreductase activity, acting on the CH-OH group of donors, NAD or NADP as acceptor. The transcript is spliced from 2 exons. The record is from RefSeq and is a predicted model, not a curated record. Bases 1 to 801 code for a protein of 266 amino acids. NCBI's taxonomy places the organism in Eukaryota, Fungi, Ascomycota, Leotiomycetes, Thelebolales, Thelebolaceae.
AUGCCACCAACCGCCCUCCUCGCCUCCAAAACCGCCGCCAUAACCGGCGGCUCCACCGGCAUCGGGCGCGCCAUCACCCUCGGUUUCCUCGCGCAAGGCUGCAACGUCGCCGUCAACCAUCUCGGUCUCUCCUCUGAUGCUGCACUCCUCGCCUCCUUGAUCGAGGAAGCGAAGGGGCUCAAGGAGAAAGAUGCGGGUGCGGGGGAGCUGAUGGAGGUGCAGGGUGAUAUUUCCCUGCCGGAGACGGGAAAGGAGUUGGUGAGGAAGACGGUGGAGAGGUGGGGGGUAUUGGAUGUUUUUGUGAGUAAUGCGGGGGUUUGUAAGUUUGCUGAGGUUUUGGACAUGGAACCCGACCUCUUCGCCUCAACAGUAAACAUCAACCUCAACGGCGCCUUCUACGCCUGCCAAGCCGCCGCCCGCCAAAUGGCCACCCAAAGCCGCGGCGGCUCCAUAAUCGGGAUGUCCUCCAUCAGCGCCCUCGUUGGCGGCGGUCAACAAGUGCACUACACACCCACCAAAGCCGGGGUAACCUCGCUCAUGCAAUCUAUGGCCGUCGCACUGGGGAAGCAUGGGAUUAGAUGUAAUGCGUUAUUGCCCGGGACCAUUAGGACGCAAUUGAAUGAGGAGGACUUGAAGGGGGAGAAGGAGACGUAUAUGGAGGGGAGGAUUCCGUUGGGGAGGAUUGGGGAGACGAGUGAUAUGGUGGGCCCGGCGAUUUUUUUGGCGUGUGGGGAGUUAAGUGGGUUUGUCAAUGGGGCGCAGCUUUUGGUGGAUGGGGGGAUGUUUGUUAAUCUGCAGUGA